Molecule: messenger RNA, 2634 nt
Organism: Pollicipes pollicipes
Lineage: Eukaryota; Metazoa; Arthropoda; Thecostraca; Pollicipedomorpha; Pollicipedidae
Product: gamma-tubulin complex component 3
Exons: 16
Biological process (GO): mitotic cell cycle; microtubule nucleation; cytoplasmic microtubule organization
Cellular component (GO): microtubule organizing center; spindle pole; gamma-tubulin complex
Molecular function (GO): microtubule minus-end binding; gamma-tubulin binding
Source: RefSeq, a predicted model, not a curated record
CGUCUGGGCGGCGCUGAUGCGGCUCCGUUCCAGCGUCUCGCUCCGGUCGCUGCCCUGCCCAGCCUCGCAAAGAACACUCUGAUUGAAUCCCAGCAGGCGUCCAACGUCACCAGUGGCUUUGUUUCGGCCUCCGACCUGAUUUUGGCGCCGCCACUCUUGGCAAAUGUCCCCCAAGCGGCCGGCGGCGCUCCACAGCCGGUCAGCAACGGCACGCGACAGCCACCCCGCCAGCCCUUCACCAGUCAGACAGAGCUGUCGGAGCAGACGCUGCUCAGGGAGGUGCUGUACGCCUUCCAGGGCAUCGAGGGCAAGUACCUCAAGUCCAACGCCAAGCGCGACCACGUCACCAUCGACCCCAAGGUCUCUGUGAGCGGCAGCGUACGCGGCACGGUGCUGCGGCUGGUGGAGCUGGGCUGGCUGUACGGCCGUGUUCGGCUGUUCUGCCGCUCCGUGGCCGCCCGGCCCGACGCCGGCCUGCUGGCCCAGAGUCUGGCCUCCGCCCUCCGCGAGCAGCUGCAGCAGUUCUACCGGCUCAUAGCGCUGAUGGAGGCCCAGCUGUCGGGCGGCGAGUCGGGCGGCGAGCGGCUGACGCUGCGCCGCCUGCACGUCUGGACGCUGGACCCGUUCUUCCAACUGCGCUUCCUGGCGGCGCUGACGGACGCGUGCGGCGGCGAGACGGGCGGCGCGCUCGCCUCCGUGCUGCACCGCCACCUCAGCCACGGCGACCCGGCGCUGGUGCGCACCGUCCGACACCUGCUUAGCAAGACCUGUGAGCCCAUGUUCAUCAUGCUGAGCCAGUGGAUGUUUGACGGCGAGCUGGAGGACCGCCACAAGGAGCUGUUCAUCGCCGCCGACCCGUCCGUGGCCGACGACCGGCUCUGGCACGACAAGUAUCAGCUGAGGGAGUCGCAGAUCCCCAGCUUCCUGACGAACACGCAGGCCCGGCGCAUCCUGGCCACUGGCAAGAGCAUCAACUUUCUGCGCCAGGUGUGCCGCGACGACAGUGGCAUUCGCGGCAUCGAGUCGCUGCGCGCCAAGUUCGACGCCAUCAACGUGGAGGCGCUGUACCUGGAGGACGGCACGGGGGAGCUGAGCGCCACGAUCGCGGCCGUCUACCGCGAGACGGCCCGCCACGUCCUCGACACCAUGUGCCAGCGCUACCAGUUCCUGGAGAACCUGCAGGCGAUCCGGCGCUACCUGCUGCUGGGCCAGGGAGACUUCAUUCGGCACCUGUUGGAGCUGAUCGAACCGGAGCUGUGCAAGCCGGCCACCACGCUGUACCCGCACAACCUGAACGGCAUUCUGGAGUCAGCGAUCCGCGCCACCAACGCGCAGUGGGAGGCGGCGGACGUACUGAAGCGGCUGGACGUGCGGCUGCUGAGCGUCUCGCCCGGCGACACCGGCUGGGACGUAUUCAGCCUCGACUACCACACGGACGGCCCCAUCAGGACGAUCUUCACCCCGCAGUGCAUGACGUGCUACCUGAUGCUGUUCAACGCGCUGUGGCGCGCCAAGCGCAUGGAGUUCGUGCUCUCCGGGGUGUGGAAGCGGCAGGCCCUGCUGGCAAAGAUGACGAAGAGCCUGACGGAGACCAGCGUGGUCCUGCACCUGGCGGACGUGCUGACCUCGCAGAUGGUGCACUUCAUCCACCAGCUGGCCUAUUACAUCACAUUUGAGGUGAUGGAGUGCUCCUGGGCCGACCUGACCUCGAAGGUCAAGCGGGCCGACAGUCUGGACGAGGUGAUCAGCGCGCACACAGAGUUCCUGAACACCAUCAUGUCUCGUGCCCUGCUAGACGACACGUCCCAGGACAUGCUGCACCAGCUGCGCGUCAUCUACGACCUGAUCCUGCAGUUCCAGAUCCUGCAGGAGCGGCUCUAUGACCGCGUGGAGGCCGAGCUGGCGCGCCGCGCUGAAUACCAGGCCGCGAUCGCGGCGCGCACGCGGGCCGGCCAGUACGGCACCAGCAGCGCCGACGAGGCGGCCGAGGCGGAGCGGCGGCGCGACUUCGUCAAGAUCUUCCUGCCGGCCACUAAGGCGCAGCUGCAGAACCUCACGCAGGGAUACCAGAACAUGGUGCUGGGUCUGCUGAUGAUGCUGUCAUCCCAGGAGGAUCUCAGCCUGCAGUACCUCAGCUUCCGACUCGACUUCAACGAGCACUACCGCAGCAAGGACUCGCGCCUCUCACUACCGCUGACGUAUCACCACCGGCGCAUGAGCGGCGUCGGGGUGCGGCUGUGACCCGGUGGGGUCAACCGAGGUCACGGCACCGGCGGCGGGGUCAGGUUUCUGGAGGGCUCAGCUAGGGUCAGAGUACAAGCGGCGGGGUCAGCCUUCCGGGCGGGUCAGCCGAGAUCACGGCCCAAGCCUCGGGGGCAGGCCUGUGGCGAGGUCACUCGGGGUCACGGCACAAGUAGCGGAGCCGGACCUCCGGAGCGUUCUCCAAGCUGAGGUCACGGAAUGAGCGGUGGGGCAGACCUUUCAGGAGGCUGCCCAGAAUCACUGCAUCUGCUGGCACUGGCUCAGCCUCCCCCACCCGAGGUCGCCUGAAGCCAUAUGUUUGGCGUUGGGGUGCCUGAGGGAAGCAGUAAGCUUGACCAGGCCAGACAAAGAUGUCUCCUGAAGAGAGGCAGA